Messenger RNA from Penaeus indicus, 864 nucleotides. RefSeq lists its product as uncharacterized. Lineage: Eukaryota; Metazoa; Arthropoda; Malacostraca; Decapoda; Penaeidae. The record is from RefSeq and is a predicted model, not a curated record. The coding region runs from base 109 to 864 and encodes 251 amino acids. The transcript has 4 exons.
GUGGGGCUCAUCACCAACAGCAUCUCAGGCACACUGGCCGACUACCUGAAGGCCCACAGAACUGUUUUCAUUACCAGCCUCACUUUCCUGACGGUGGGACUGACGACCAUGUACUGGCUGCCUCCCGUGCCCUCCUACGACGGGGCGGAGGCGUCCUUCGGCCACCCCGCCGCCAACAACCUCACGUCGUCUGCUCUGGCUGAGCUCAACUUGGGCGCCCUCGAUGACGGGAGGAGCAACCAGACGCAGCUCUCCUUGGAGGAAAUCCUCGAGAGCGACUCGCUGUUCCUGGUGGACCCCGAGAUGGUGGUCGAGGAGGGCCACGCGUUGCCGCCGGACCCCAAGACGGCGACGAAGGAGGGAACCGUCCAUGACACAUCUUCGUUCAGCUCUACCAUCUCCAUGCUCAUGCAGUUCCCUCAGUUCUGGCUCGUGUUCUUCGCCCUCAUGCUCGAGCAGAUGGGCCUCACCACCUGCGUUAUGAUCUCCGACGCCGUCUGCUUCCAGAUCCUCGGCUCCGAAAGACACAAGUACGGCCAGCCAACGGCGCUGGUGGACCUCUACUCAAGGGGCCUCCCGCAGCAAGACUUCCUGCCGAUGAUCAUCAUGGCCCUGGUGAUCAUGUCCAUGGAUCUGACGGUCGUGGCGCGCAUGGACAUUCCGCAGAACAAGAAGGAAAAGCUGAAGAUGGGCGACGUCGGCAGCGCCCUCGUCCACCCGCAGGUCCUGCUCUUCCUGGUGACGGUAUACGUUGUGGGGACUAUCGUGGGUCUUUUGUGGGUGUUCAAACUCAUGCCACUUAGAAGACGUGGCUCUGGCUUGGGAUUCGGGUUUCUCCAAUCUCAAACUGCUGCAGGAUAUUGA